CUCGACAACAAAGCGCCCCUACACGUCCAACGCCAACACUUUAACACUCGCUUGAACGGCCAGGCACUGGGGCCGUGAAUGUCGCAGCGGCUCUGGCGAAUCGUGCACACGAAUGGUGGCGCUACAACGCGAGCUCUCCGCGGCAGACGAACGACGGCGAUAUAUCCUACACGUGCGACUGGUGACGAGGCAACAGCCUGAUGCGACGUUCGACUCGCGUGAACGCUGAGCAGCCCCUCCCCCUGCUCUCCGAAAUUACACGUCUGCUCCCACCCGCGAGACGCCGAGUGCAGCUACCUGCUCUGUGCCCUAAGCAGACUCGUCCGAGGCGCCCGUAGCCCGAGAAGCGCCGCCGCCCUGGAACAAGCGACCCGAAGGGCAGGCCUCGCGUCGCCCGCUGGGGCUCGGUCGCCAUGGAUCUCGCCGUAACGUUGAUAAAGUCGGUCAUGCGGGCCUUCUAUCAGACGCGUGACAUUCUUGUAGUGGACGCUCUGAUUCUUCAUGAGGCCCUUCGCGAUGACGACCUGGCCUACCUUAUGGCCAUCAAUACCAAGGAUCUUCAUAAGAUCUGUGGCAAGCUACGGGAGGACCGUUUCCUUUCAGUGUAGAUGUUCCCAGCUGCUCUUGAGCCGUCCCAGCAGCGCGGCCUGCCAUUACUCGUUCAAUGGCUGACUUGACCGGGUGGCAGGCAUACGAGGCAAGAACUGCGCGAAGGCAAUCCGCGGCCGAGCAACCGAACAUGGUACUACAUCAACUACCGACACACCAUCGACGCCAUAAAAUGGCGGGUAUACAACAUCGACAAGGAAGUCCAAGGGAGCACUAUGCCGGCCAACGAGAAAAAGGAGUACUUUUGCACUUUUUGCAAAGCCGAGUGGACAGCCAUGGAGGUGCUCGACAAUGUUGGCCCCGAGGGUUUCCAGUGUCAUCGCUGCGGCCACAUCCUAACGUUCGAAGCGGACCGAAACUCGGGAGGCCAUGAGCAGUCGACCCGGCUCAAUGACCAAUUUAAAUUCAUCAGCGAGCUACUACCCAAGAUUGACGCGGUGCACAUUCCUGUCUGCGACUUUGACCGAGCGUUGACCAAGGCGCGCCCGGUGAUUCGGGAUGCAACACACCAACGCGCGGCGACGAUACCCGUCGAUGCCGGUGCGAAUAGACCCAUGGCUGUCAAGGGCCUCACAAACACGGGUCCGCAGUCUAUUGCCGUCAACAUCUCAACGUCAGCCGGCCCGUCGGAGGUAGAGAAAGAGGUGGAGCGACUACGCAAGGAGAAGAUUGCGCAGCAGAACGCGCUCCCAUCGUGGAUGUCUAACAGCACCGUCACGGGCGAGUCCUUUUCGGGCAAUGUGGCGACGGACGCAUCGGCCAUCAAGAAGGAGGUGGCCCAGGAUGCGGCUCCGGGCUUGCAGCCGGAGGAUGGCAACACAAGCGCUCACAUCGACGACAUCUUUGCGAAACUUAAGGCAGAGCAAGAAGCCGAGAUGGCAAGAGUGGUGGAUGACGGCGACGAUGACGAAUUUGGCUCGGAAGAGGAUGGCGAAGAUGAGUUUGAGGAUGUGCCGCCCACGGGCAAUAACUCAAGCCUAGGCACACCGGGGCUGGCUGGUCUCAAGCGUGACGCGUCGGACGGCGCCUCGAGUGAACAGGAUAGCGCCGAAGAGAGGAUGUCCAAGAGGGUCAAAGUUGAAACACAGGCGGAGGCUGAUCAGGGCGGGGCGGGAGGUGCCAACGCGGCAGCUGGUGAUGGCAAGGCUGGUGACGACGAUGACGAUGACGAUAUUGUCGAGGAUGACGAGGAGCUUGAGUUUGAGGAUGUCUAAGCCUCGACUAAGAAGGGCAACUGCUGUGGUAUGGCUCCCGAAGGGGUCGUCGCGUUUCCUGCGUGUCUACCAGAGCAGCCAAUACCUAGGUUCGACUCAGGCUCGUGGCCUUUGAAAUAGUAGAAGCAACCUGCCGCCAGGCCAACUAUCGCGACUUGUCGAGCUGGCAGGUGGAGAGGGCUUGCACAUAUUGGAUAAACCUUGAGACGAGCGUUUGGCGCGUCGCAGUUGUAUCGUAGUACGGUUGACGGCAAACGGGACGCUUCAUGAGGCGCUUUACCGUGUUUCGUGCGACAUGACGGUCAAUGACGAUACAUUAAGUUAUUAGUAGUAGUUAGAGGCGCCACCAUCCGUCAAGACGCGCCG
Purpureocillium takamizusanense is the source of this 2189-nucleotide messenger RNA. RefSeq lists its product as uncharacterized. Lineage: Eukaryota; Fungi; Ascomycota; Sordariomycetes; Hypocreales; Ophiocordycipitaceae. Gene Ontology annotation, cellular component: transcription factor TFIIE complex. The record is from RefSeq and is a predicted model, not a curated record. The coding region runs from base 825 to 1823 and encodes 332 amino acids. The transcript has 2 exons. Gene Ontology annotation, biological process: transcription open complex formation at RNA polymerase II promoter; transcription initiation at RNA polymerase II promoter.